Molecule: messenger RNA, 1192 nt
Organism: Eriocheir sinensis (Chinese mitten crab)
Lineage: Eukaryota; Metazoa; Arthropoda; Malacostraca; Decapoda; Varunidae
Product: sericin-2-like
Exons: 2
Coding region: 144-905 (253 amino acids)
Biological process (GO): regulation of cell cycle
Cellular component (GO): nucleus
Molecular function (GO): cyclin-dependent protein serine/threonine kinase inhibitor activity
Source: RefSeq, a predicted model, not a curated record
UCCCGUCACAACAACCCGAACCGCCAGUCAGCAGUCAACCGUGGACCGUGGAAAGAGGAAGGCGUCGCAUCUCUCCCCUGACGACCUUCUCCACGCCUGCCGCACACUCAGCCUGCAUCUUCGCCACACACACGUCCUGCGCCAUGGCCAUCCUGCAGCCUGUACAGCGUGUCCGCGGGGUCCUGCCGGUGAAACGAAGCCGUGUGAGGAGGAGUCUUGCCUUUAGCGGUGAAAUAGGUGAAGGAAACGCGAAAAAUAACAUUCAAUUCGCGGAAAAACUGUCGACCAUCAGCGUUGAGGAGUGCGCUAAAAGGUGGAAUUUCGACGUCAACAAAGGCGUUCCAAUAGCCGGGGGCCGCUUCUCCUGGUCCCUGAUUGACCCCAACACCCCCCUCGACCUGACCCCGCCCCCCGUGACCCCCGGAAGCGACGCAGGAGGUCAGAAAGGUCAAAGAAGUGAGGGUGAGGAUACCGGGGUCAAAUCCAGUGUCUGUGUUGGUGGUGAUGGUGCCGGGAUGAGGUCACGAGAUGAGGUCAUGGAGGGUCACAGCGAGGUCAAAGGUCAAGAAAAGGAGGAGGAAGGGAUGACCAAGGGAAAGAGGGAAGAGAGGAGAGGAGAAUAUGGAGGAAAGAGACGAAGAGAUGAAGAUGAGGAGGAUGCUGUUUUGUCUUCCUCCUCCUCCUCCUCCUCCUCCGCUGCCGUCACCGCAUCCGCCUCCUCCACCUCCUCCUCCUCCUCCACCUCCGCCUCCUCCCCUCUCAGACAGACAAGCAUCGCAGAUUAUACGCGAGAGAAGAAGAAGAGGAAGACCAACUCCACCACCACCACCACCUCCACCACCACCACCCCACAACCCCCCCACCAAAGUCCACACAAAAAGGUCCUACUUCAAAUUCGGGCUUGAAGUAGAGGAGGGGCGGGGAGGAAGAUGAGGAGGAAGAAUGGAUAAGAAGAGGAAGAAGAAGAUUAGUGGUGGUGUUAAGAGGAGGAGGAGGAGGAGGAGAAGUUGGAAGAUUAAAGGAAAGAAAAAGGAAGAGAAGGAUAUUUGUUGAAGAAAGAAUGAAGAGGAGGAGGAGGAGGAGGAGAAAUGUGGAUAAGAAAAGGAAGAAAGAGAAGAGAAAGGAGGAGUGUUGAAGGAAGGAAGAGGAGGAAGAAAAAGAGAAAAAAGUUGGAAGAAGAGAAAGAAAAGGA